AUGAUCAGUUUACCCAUUACGAAAAGAUACAACACACUGAAUGGAGUACAAAAGCGCGGGUUACACCAAGCCACGUUAUUUAAUGACCAAGGAUCUGAAUAUUUGAUAACCAUUGGGAUUGGUACACCUAUUCAAAAUUUUACAUUGUCACUGGACACAGGAAGUGCUGAUUUAUGGGUACCGUCGAUAGAAUGCCCUACAGAGCAAUGUCCAUUAGCGCGAUUCAAUGCGAGUGAAUCCUCUAGUUUUCAGCGGAUAAAUUCGUCUUUAUUCCACGUGCAGUAUGGUAUUGGAAGUGUCAACGGAACGUAUGGCCGAGACGAGAUCUAUUUGGGGGAAGCGCACGUGUCACAACAACAAUUUGGACUGGCGAGUUCUACACAUGACCUCAUUGUGGUGACAUCGGAAAAGACCAAUGAAAUCUCCAAUGGUAUAUUUGGACUGGGACAUCCAUCCCUGACCACCAGCAAAGAGAAAUACGAGCCGUUUUUGUAUCAAUUGGCCAAACAAGGCAAGAUUGAUCAGGCCAUGUUUUCGAUCAGUAUGGGGGCUAGACACCACGAUGGAUGGAGUGGAGAAAUGCUGAUUGGAGGGAUCAAUAAUGAUAAACAUGUAGGCGAGAUACAAUAUGCAGCAGUCAUGGAAAAUAGCACUUAUUGGAUGGUAGGCGGUCAAUCCAUCCAGCUUAUAGAAGAAGACAAAGUGACGAUGAAUGAAACAUUUGAUGGUGUACGAGGGAUGAUUAUAGAUACGGGUACGACAUUAACGUAUGUAGAUCACCCAUUGGCAGACAGGAUAGUACAAUCUGUGGUGGGUGGCCAGAAUAAUGUGGCACUGGAUCAAAUGUCAGGUACAUAUAUCGUCAACUGUCAAGCAGAAAAUUUAAGCAAAGAUAAUCAGGUACACAUCUUGCUGGAGAAUGACAUUGUCUUGGAGAUUCCAGUUAAAGACCUGAUCAUCCCAUUGGAUGGUAAGACAAUACAAGAAGCUACACAGUGUAUGUUUGGCAUCGCACCAUGGAUGACCACAGGAACAAGUGCAAAGAUGAAUGAAAAGGGUUGGAUCCUGAUAGGCGAUUCUGUGCUGAGAUCCACCUAUCUUGUCUUUGACAUGAAAAAGAACCAGAUUGGGUUUGCAAAGGCUGCCCAUUUACAGGAAAUGAUGCAAUCUUAUGCAAACAGUGUAUCACCGCCAUCUUUAGCCUUUCUCUUAUUCUCCGUUAUAACAUUAACGUUGACAUAAAUAUAUAUAUAAAAAAAAUAACGUUUCUUGUAACACCCUCUCUAUUUACAUUCCCCGCUUGAUUGCUGCUAAAAACAACAAAUACAUGGUCCGUGCCACUUUCUGUACUAUCUUUUCUACCGUGUGACUCUUUUCAUGUGGCUUGUUGCCGACUACAUAUACGUCAUUCGUAGGGGGGGGGGGGGAGAGAGAGAAG
Messenger RNA from Mucor mucedo, 1438 nucleotides. Its product is annotated as aspartic peptidase domain-containing protein. The record is from RefSeq and is a predicted model, not a curated record. NCBI's taxonomy places the organism in Eukaryota, Fungi, Mucoromycota, Mucoromycetes, Mucorales, Mucoraceae. Bases 1 to 1242 code for a protein of 413 amino acids. Gene Ontology annotation, biological process: proteolysis. The transcript is spliced from 3 exons. Gene Ontology annotation, molecular function: aspartic-type endopeptidase activity.